GCCUCGCGAUCCGGGGGGCUCCUUGCCCAGCCGAGCUGCCCGGUCUUCGAGGACUGCAGGCAGGCCACUGCCCUCCAGAACCAUGGGUGUUGCUCGACCCAGCUGGGACUCUGCCAGGCUCCAGAACUCCGUCUAAGCAAAGGGCCUUCUUCCAGCCACCCUCUUCCUGUCUGCCAUGGCCACGCUCAGCUGCUGCCUGCCUGCCUGGGAAUACAGCCCGCCCAACCCCAGCCCUGAGGGGUUAGGCCAGGCCCCUGGGCUCCAUUUCACAGGGGCGCCUCAGGCACCUGGCCCCUUUCAGACCAAGAGCAACUGAUGCCAUGGGAGGAGCCCCGCCCACCUGUCUGCUCGCCUGGCACUGCCCGCUCUGAGGCCCCUGCUCUGGGUCCCCCUGGAGGUGCCAGCCCUGUGAAUCCCUUCCCUGUCCCCCACACUGAGAAGGCCCUGCCCACCCCACCAUGUGUGAGGUGAUGCCCACAAUCAACGAGGGGGACCCUCUGGGGCCCCCACAUGGUGCUGAUCCGGAUGCCAACUUUGAGCAGCUGAUGGUGAACAUGCUGGAUGAGCGGGAGAAGCUGCUAGAGUCCCUUCGUGAGAGUCAGGAGACCUUGGCGGCCACGCAGGGCCGGCUCCAGGAUGCCCUGCAUGAGCGGGACCAGCUGCAGCGCCACCUGAACUCCGCCCUCCCCCAGGAAUUUGCCACCUUAACCCGGGAGCUGAGCAUGUGUCGGGAGCAGCUUCUAGAGCGGGAGGAGGAGAUAUCAGAGCUGAAAGCAGAGCGGAACAACACGAGGCUGCUUCUGGAACACCUGGAGUGCCUGGUGUCCCGCCACGAGCGAUCGCUGCGGAUGACGGUGGUGAAGCGCCAGGCACAGUCGCCCUCAGGGGUCUCCAGUGAGGUGGAGGUGCUGAAGGCCCUCAAGUCGCUGUUCGAGCACCACAAGGCCCUGGACGAGAAGGUGCGAGAGCGGCUCCGGGCGGCCUUGGAGCGAGUCGCCACCCUGGAGGAGCAGCUGGCAGGUGCCCACCAGCAGGUGUCUGCCCUGCAGCAGGGAGCAGCGCUUCGGGACGGAGUGGCGGAAGAGGAGGGGACUGUGGAGCUGGGCCUGAAACGCCUGUGGAAGGAUGACGAGGGCCGGCUGCAGGAGCUGCAGGAGUUGCUGGAGAAGCAGAACUUUGAGCUGAGCCAGGCCCGGGAGCGACUGGUUACUCUGACAGCAGCAGUGGCUGAACUGGAGGAGGACCUGGGCACCGCCCGCCGGGACCUGAUCAAGUCGGAGGAGCUGAGCAGCAGGCAUCAGCGGGACCUACGGGAGGCUCUGGCCCAGAAGGAAGACAUGGAGGAGCGGAUCACCACACUGGAGAAGCGCUACCUGGCUGCUCAGCGCGAGGCCACGUCCAUCCAUGACCUCAACGACAAGCUGGAGAGCGAGCUGGCCAACAAGGAGUCCCUGCACCGCCAGUGUGAGGAGAAGGCUCGACACCUGCAGGAGCUGCUGGAGGUGGCAGAGCAGAAGCUGCAGCAGACCCUGCGGAAGGCAGAGACGCUGCCGGAGGUGGAGGCCGAGCUGGCCCAGAGAAUCGCAGCCCUCACCAAGGCCGAGGAGAGGCAUGGCAACAUCGAGGAGCACCUGCGGCAGCUGGAGGGCCAGCUGGAGGAGAAGAACCAGGAGCUGGCGAGGGUGCGCCAGCGGGAGAAGAUGAAUGAGGACCACAACAAGCGGCUGUCAGACACCGUGGACCGGCUGCUCAGCGAGUCCAACGAGCGCCUGCAGCUCCACCUCAAGGAGCGCAUGGCUGCUCUGGAGGAGAAGAACACGCUGAUGCAGGAGCUGGAGAGCUCCCAGCGGCAGAUCGAGGAGCAGCACCACCACAAGGGCCGCCUGUCCGAAGAGAUUGAGAAGCUGCGCCAAGAGGUGGACCAGCUGAAGGGUCGAGGGGGGCCGUUGGUGGAUGGCAUCCACUCCAGGUCGCACACGGGCAGCGCAGUGGACCUGCGGUUCUCCUUGAGCACGGCAGCCCCGGGCCUGCGUCGCCGCUUCUCGCUGCGGGAAGAGCCUGCCAAGGACUGGGAGCGGUCUCCACUGCCUGGUGUGCUGGCCCCCACGGCCGCCCCUGCCUUCGACAGUGACCCUGAGAUCUCUGACGUGGAUGAGGAUGGGCCAGGGGGUCUGGUGGGCUCCGUGGAUGUUGUCUCCCCGGGCAGCCACUCCGAUGCGCAGACCUUGGCCAUGAUGCUGCAGGAGCAGCUGGACGCCAUCAACGAGGAGAUCAGGAUGAUCCAGGAGGAGAAAGAGUCCACGGAGCUCCGCGCGGAGGAGAUCGAGACGCGAGUGACGAGCGGCAGCAUGGAGGCCCUCAAUCUGACCCAGCCGCACCGGCGCGGCCCCAUCCCCACCUCUCUGACUGCCCUGUCCUUGGCCAGUGGGUCCCCUGCAUUCAGUGGCCGCUCCACAGCUAAGUGUGCCUCCCGCAGUGCCGUUCAGGACCUGGACCGAAUGGGGGUCAUGACCCUGCCCAGUGACUUGCGGAAGCACCGGCGGAAGCUGCAGUCACCAGUGUCUCGGGAACAGAACCGAGAGGAUAAAGCCACCAUACAUUGUGAGACCUCUCCUCCUUCCUCACCCAGGACGCUGCGGCUCGAGAAGCGCGGCCACCCAGCCCCGAGCCAGGAGGAAGGCCAGAGUGCCGCGGAGGACCAGGGCAGCAGCCCCAGCAGCAGCCACAGCAGCCAGGACUCCUUGCACAAGGGCGCCAAGCGCAAAGGCAUCAAGUCGUCCAUCGGCCGGCUGUUCGGGAAAAAGGAGAAGGGCAGGCUGACCCAGCUGAGCCACGAUGGAGCUGCGGGCCACGUUCUGACAGACUCCGAGCUCGGGCUGCAGGAGCCCCUGGUGCCUGCCAAGCUGGGGACCCAGGCAGAGAGGGACCGGCGGCUGAAGAAGAAGCACCAGCUGCUUGAAGACGCCCGCCGAAAGGGACUGCCCUUUGCCCAGUGGGAUGGCCCUACCGUGGUCUCCUGGCUAGAGCUAUGGGUGGGGAUGCCAGCCUGGUACGUGGCAGCCUGCCGUGCCAACGUCAAGAGUGGGGCCAUCAUGUCGGCCCUGUCGGACACGGAGAUCCAGCGGGAGAUCGGCAUCAGCAACCCUCUGCACCGGCUGAAGCUGCGGCUGGCCAUCCAGGAGAUGGUGUCGCUGACCAGCCCCUCCGCCCCGCCCACCUCCAGGACUUCCUCUGGGAAUGUCUGGGUCACCCAUGAAGAGAUGGAAACUCUGGCAACAUCCACUAAAACAGACAGUGAGGAGGGCAGCUGGGCUCAGACCCUGGCCUAUGGGGACAUGAGCCACGAGUGGAUCGGGAACGAGUGGCUGCCCAGCCUGGGGCUGCCCCAGUACCGCAGCUACUUCAUGGAGUGCCUGGUGGACGCUCGCAUGCUGGACCACCUCACCAAGAAGGACCUGCGGGUGCACCUGAAGAUGGUGGACAGCUUCCACCGGAGCAGCCUGCAGUACGGCAUCAUGUGUCUCAAGAGGCUCAAUUAUGACCGGAAGGAGCUGGAGAGGAGGCGGGAGGAGAGCCAGCAUGAGAUCAGGGAUGUGCUGGUCUGGACCAAUGAGCAGGUGGUCCACUGGGUCCAGUCCAUUGGGCUCCGGGACUAUGCAGGGAACCUGCAGGAGAGUGGUGUGCACGGCGCCCUGCUGGCCCUGGACGAGAACUUUGACCACAACACACUGGCCCUGGUCCUGCAGAUCCCCACACAGAACACCCAGGUGGGCGGCACUGGCGUCAGGGGCCCCGCUGCCUGUGCCUCAAGACAGUUCCCGCCAAGGAGUCAUCCAGGGACCAUCCCACUGUGUCCCCUGCAGGGGGAGGACAAGGUGUUCCGCCGCGCCCCCUCCUGGAGGAAGCGCUUCCGGCCGCGGGACCUCUCCGCAGGCGUGCUCGGCGUGUCCCCGCUGGGGUCCCUGCAGCCUCCACUGGCCCAGCCUAAGAAGAUCACGCCUGAAGCGCACUCCCACUAUCUCUACGGACACAUGCUCUCUGCCUUCCGGGACUAGCCACGCCCCAGGGCUCCACAGGCGCGGCCGCUGGACCCCUCCCGCUCGACCCCUUCCUCCAGGCUCCCAGGCUCUUCAGUGACUCUCCAGCCGCCCUGGGUCUCCGAAUACACACGUCCACCCCUGGGCCGUCCGCCAGCCCAGGCCCCGCGUGUCCGUUGCCAUCUCUGAUGUGGCUGUGCCUCCUGGAGUCGCGCAGCCCCGGGUGGGCUGUGACUCCACCUCCCUCCUGGUCCUGGCCUCGCCUGGACUCGACUUCCAGGGGAGACCAGGGAACCGCCGUGGGCCGGGCGACCUGCCGAGAAAAGGGCACUUCGCCCUCUGCGUGUGGGCUGUCGGGCCUCUGGUCCCUGUCCCUGUCCUGGCUCUGCCCAGUGGCCUGCCUGCCAUGGCUUCUGCUCCAGGACCCCCUGCGGGCUGGGCGGCAGGAAGCCUGUCCUGGGUGAGGCUGGGGAGGAGGCCCCAGGCCUGGCCCAAGCUGAAUCCCAGCUGCGAAUUUGAGAAGAAUCUGGGAGAAAUGGGCCCCUGCGCUUUGGGCCGAGGGUCCAGGUGUGGAAACAGCCCCCCAUUCAGUGAGGCACAGGCUGGCCAGGGGAGGAGACCAGAGGCUGUGGUGGCCUCACCCAAAGGGCAGUGGGAUGCCACCCGUCCCGCCUGGGGUAGAGCUGCUGGGGGGUGGGGAAUGGUGUGGGGGAGGGUCGAGGCCUGCGGCCUUAGCUCUGGGCAGGACAGAGAUCACCCCACACCCCAGGCACUGCCAGCCCUGCUCCGCACCCUGUCCCUCGGCCCCUCAGCCCCCUGCAGGAAUCCCAGCCCCAUCGCGCGCGCCCAUGGUGGAGUGAGUGUGCCCUGCCUCAGCUCGGGCUUGGGGAGGAGGGAGACUGAGGCUGCCUCCCCUUCUCUCCUGGGAAGAGCUUGAUGCUUCCCCUAAGUGAGUCGGCCUGGCCCAAGUCAUUGAAUGUGGGUGAAGGCUCCCUGGGUGUGCAGGGACUGCCUCCUCUAGAGAUUCCUACCAAGUGGGCAGCGUUUCCCAGCAGCAUGGCAUUCCCAGGAAAUCCUCUUGCUUGCCCAUUCCUCACCCCCCUCGGUGCCGGAAGUGCUGGGGACCCAAGUUCAGGAUGUGGGUGGGGCCCAGGCUUCAUCCAAGAGAGCAGAGGCAGGUGUGUGGAGGCCACACCCCCGGCCGGUGGCUGAGCAGCUGGACUGGGGUCUGAGUGUGGCGCCCUAGCGGGGCAGUGCAGGCUCAGCACUUGGCGACGUCUCAGAGGUGAGGUCCCCAUGCUGGGGUGGGGGCUCCCCUCGUGCCCUGCCCGCCCCGGCAUCAGCCACUGUGGAGAUGAGGGCGGGGAGAGAAAGCCCUGUGCUUGGGUGAUGGGCCUGAAGGUCGUGGGGAAACCCCAGGCUCUGGUUGGUGGAGUGGGGACCACGAGGCCGUGUGAUGGUCAGGGGACCUGACAAGCUGGUACGCGGGCGCGGCCGUCCUCCACGCGGUUGUGCCGUGAGGCAGCAGCUGGGGGACCUGGGUCCCUUUGGGGGGCGUGGGGUGUUUCGGGAGGCGAUGGAGGAGGGGCCGGUGGGGGUGAGGCUGCUGUCUGCUGCUCAGGAGGUUGUUUCUCAGUCAGUGCAUUUGCAGAGUCCCAAGGCCUGAGCCCUCACAGCUUCCUUCAGGUCCCUGCUCAGCACCGUGCUAGCUCCGUGCGUCCGGAGGGGUGCCUGUGGUGUGCGUGCGUGUGCGUGUGCGUGUGCCCCACCAAUAAACCUGGUUUUACGACAACGUGAA
Myotis davidii is the source of this 5835-nucleotide messenger RNA. RefSeq names its product protein tyrosine phosphatase, receptor type, f polypeptide (PTPRF), interacting protein (liprin), alpha 4 (gene PPFIA4). The record is from RefSeq and is a predicted model, not a curated record. Gene Ontology annotation, biological process: synapse organization. The transcript has 29 exons. Gene Ontology annotation, molecular function: protein binding. Lineage: Eukaryota; Metazoa; Chordata; Mammalia; Chiroptera; Vespertilionidae. Gene Ontology annotation, cellular component: presynaptic active zone. The coding region runs from base 459 to 4055 and encodes 1198 amino acids.